Messenger RNA from Suricata suricatta (meerkat), 1700 nucleotides. RefSeq names its product carbohydrate sulfotransferase 14 (gene CHST14). Gene Ontology annotation, molecular function: sulfotransferase activity. The record is from RefSeq and is a predicted model, not a curated record. Gene Ontology annotation, cellular component: membrane. The transcript is spliced from 2 exons. The coding region runs from base 82 to 924 and encodes 280 amino acids. Lineage: Eukaryota; Metazoa; Chordata; Mammalia; Carnivora; Herpestidae. Gene Ontology annotation, biological process: dermatan sulfate proteoglycan metabolic process; carbohydrate biosynthetic process.
CCCCUGGGCCGGGCGCUGAGGCGGGCCCCACUGGGCCGGGCCCGGGCCGGGCUUGGGGGGCCGCCCCUGCUGCUGCCGUCCAUGCUGAUGUUCGCGGUGAUCGUGGCCUCCAGCGGGCUGCUGCUCAUGAUCGAGCGGGGCAUCCUGGCCGAGAUGAAGCCCCUUCCCCUGCACCCCCCCAGUCACGAGGGCGCGGCCUGGCGCCGGGCCCUCCCCAGGCCCGGAGGGCUGUCCCUGGAGACCGGGGACUCGGACUUGCAGGUGGCCUGCUCUAACUGGAAGCGGGUGCUGAAGGUGCUGUCAGGCGUCCUGGACAGCGUGGACGUCCGCCUCAAGAUGGACCACCGCAACGACCUGGUGUUCCUGGCCGACCUGCGGCCCGAGGAGAUUCGCUACCGCCUACAGCACUACUUCAAGUUUCUGUUUGUGCGGGACCCCUUGGAACGCCUUCUCUCUGCCUACCGCAACAAGUUUGGCGAAAUCCGAGAGUACCAGCAACGCUAUGGAGCCGAGAUCGUGAGGCGGUACAGGGCGGGCGCGGGGCCCAGCCCUGCAGGGGACGAUGUCACCUUCCCCGAGUUCCUGAGAUACCUGGUGGACGAGGACCCUGAGCGGAUGAAUGAGCACUGGAUGCCCGUGUACCACCUGUGCCAGCCUUGCGCGGUGCAGUACGACUUUGUAGGCUCCUAUGAGAGACUGGAGGCUGAUGCCAACCAGGUGUUGGAGUGGGUGCGGGCACCACCCCAUGUACGAUUCCCAGCUCGCCAGGCCUGGUACCGGCCUGCCAGUCCUGAAAGCCUCCACUACCACCUGUGCAGUGCCCCACGGGCCCUCCUGCAGGAUGUGCUUCCUAAGUAUAUCCUAGACUUCUCCCUCUUUGCCUACCCACUGCCUAAUGUCACCAGGGAGGCCUGUCACCAGUGACUGAGUAUGGGCCAGCAGCUGUUGGGGACUGGUUUUGACAGUGCCAACUGCCGGCCAUUCAGAAAAUCCUAGCUCCAGGGGCUUGGGGCCUCUCCAGAUGUCCGGAUGGCAGGGACUGGCUGGCCUCAGGAGUUCCUUGUCCAGGGCAAUGCCCACCAUGGCUCAGAGGACCAGGUUGGACAAGAGGCCCAAUGCUCCCCGCUGAGGGAAUUUCUUAGGGGCCACACGACCCUGCUUGCUCUGGCAUGGCUAGACACCAGCUUGCCAGUGUGACAGAUCUCUUCCAAAGACUGGCUCCAGGGCCCCCGGGGCUGCAGGAAUUGUGCCGUCCACUUGGUCCACCUUAACCUGUGGCCAAAACCUAGAAGUGACACCAAUCAAGAGAAUGACCAGAGCCAGGGGUCUGGUCACCCAUUCACUCACGCUAUGCGGCUUGGGGCUGGAGUCAGCAGUCGUGCCUUUUAAAUGACUUUUGUGCCUUUCUGCUUCAGACUCAAUUUCCUACGCUUUCCAGGUUCUUUCCAUUUUUUCCAAGGAAAGGAAAACUGAGUCAGGGCCCUUGCCUGGCCCUGCGCAAGUCCAAAGACCCCUGUGCCCAGACUUUUUUGGGGGGGCCUGGGUACCUCCUCCAUUCCCCCAUGGUUAUAACUGGCUGGUGUAACUGGCUGCCACUUUUCUGACUCAUUUAUUUAAAAUUUGUACUUUUUCAUAGAACCCUUGUGAAGGCUUUGUUUUCCAGGUUGCUGAAUUUUUAAUAAAGCAGUUUUGUAUACAAA